Messenger RNA from Cuscuta campestris, 2737 nucleotides. NCBI's taxonomy places the organism in Eukaryota, Viridiplantae, Streptophyta, Magnoliopsida, Solanales, Convolvulaceae. The record is from the annotation of a GenBank genome assembly.
CUUAUUUAUUUUGAUUAGGUUUUAGAGUUUGUUCGAGAUGGAAAUAGAAGUGUGGCAGAUUUGAUGGACCUUGGAAGACAAUUGCUUGGCAGGAGACAAGUUCUCCCCCCUGUUCGGCACCUCUUGCACACUGUUCAGAUUGAGGGGACCUUUCCUGAUGGAACCAAAUUAAUUACCAUCCAUGACCCUAUUGCGCGCGAGGAUGGGGAUUUGGAGCUAGCACUACAUGGCUCUUUUCUUCCUGUUCCUCUUUUAGACAAGUUUCCGGUGGUAGAAGAUGGCAGAGUUCCAGGCGAACUCUAUUUUGGGGGUGGACUUAUAACAUUGAAUCGAGGAAGGAAAGCAAUCAUUCUCAAAGUAACUAACAUGGGAGAUAGACCAAUUCAGGUAGGCAGCCACUAUCACUUCAUUGAGGUGAACCCAUACAUGAUGUUUGAUCGACAGAAAGCAUAUGGAAUGAGAUUAAAUAUACCUGCAGGGACAGCAAUGAGAUUUGAGCCAGGGGACUCAAAGAGCGUAACUCUAGUUAGUAUUGGAGGGAAGCAAAUAAUCAGGGGUGGCAAUGGGAUUGCUGAUGGUCCAGUUGAUUAUGCCAGAAUUACAUAUGUGAUGGAAGCUGUCCAUGAAAGAGGUUUUCGCCAUCUGGAGGAAAUAAAUGCAAGUGAAGGUAUCAGCGGAGAAGGAUCUGCUUUCUCCUUUACAAUGUCUCAUGAGGUAUAUGCUAAUAUCUAUGGACCCACGACUGGAGACAGAGUUCGACUCGGAGAUACAGACUUAAUUGCUGAAAUUGAAAGCGAUUUUUCUAUUUACGGUGAUGAAUGUGUAUUCGGAGGCGGAAAAGUUCUGAGAGAUGGAAUGGGACAAGCGUGCGGAUAUCCGGCUGCUGACUGCUUGGAUACUAUUAUAACAAAUGCUAUAGUAAUUGAUUAUUCAGGAAUCUUUAAGGCCGAUAUUGGAGUCAAAGAUGGUGUAAUUGUUUCCUUGGGUAAAGCUGGAAAUCCAGAUAUAAUGGAUGUAUCGAAUGGCAUGAUAAUUGGGGUGAAUACAGAGGUUAUUGCGGGUGAAGGGAUGAUUGUUACCGCAGGAGCAAUAGAUUGUCACGUUCACUUCAUCUGCCCCCAAUUGGCAUACGAAGCUAUAUCAAGUGGGAUCACUACACUUGUAGGCGGUGGGACAGGACCUGCAGAUGGAACUCGUGCCACUACAUGUACUCCGGCACCAGUUCAUAUGAAACUAAUGUUACAGUCUACAGAUAACCUACCUUUAAACUUUGGUUUCACUGGCAAGGGUAAUAGUGCAAAGCAAGAUGGACUCCAUGAAAUAGUUGAGGCUGGUGCGAUGGGGCUAAAGCUUCAUGAGGACUGGGGAACCACUCCUGCUGCAAUAGAAACUUGUUUGGAUGUUGCCGAGCAAUAUGACAUUCAGGUGAAUAUACACACAGAUACGUUGAAUGAAUCCGGGUUUGUGGAGCACACUAUUUCUGCCUUCAAAGAUAGAACAAUUCAUGCGUACCACAGCGAAGGGGCUGGUGGUGGCCAUGCUCCGGAUAUUAUCAAAGUUUGUGGUGUGAAAAAUGUAAUCCCAUCAUCAACUAAUCCAACACGUCCUUUCACUGUGAAUACUGUGGAUGAGCAUCUUGACAUGCUGAUGGUCUGUCAUCACCUCGAUAAGGACAUCAAGGAGGAUGUAGCUUUUGCUGAAUCACGGAUUCGGGCCGAAACAAUAGCUGCAGAGGACAUUUUGCAUGACAUGGGAGCAAUCAGCAUUAUUUCUUCUGAUUCUCAGGCCAUGGGACGAAUUGGAGAGGUAAUUAGCAGAACAUGGCAGACUGCCCAUAAGAUGAAAUUACUUAGAGGCCCACUCGACAAAACCCAAUCAGACAAUGACAAUCUGAGGAUCCGAAGAUACAUUGCAAAAUACACUAUAAAUCCUGCAAUUGCUAAUGGCUUCUCCAAGCAUGUUGGCUCAGUGGAGGUGGGGAAGUUGGCUGAUCUUGUCAUUUGGAAACCAUCUUUCUUUGGGUCAAAACCAGAAAUAGUGAUCAAAGGUGGCACAAUAGCAUGGGCAAACAUGGGGGACCCAAAUGCUAGCAUCCCAACUCCAGAACCAGUGAUAAUGAGACCCAUGUUUGGAGCAUUUGGAGAGGCUGGGAGUUUCAAUUCAAUUGCGUUUGUCAGCAAAGCAGCAAUGGAAAAAGGGAUAAAAGAGCGGUAUGGGCUGAAGAAGAGAUUGGAAGCGGUGAAGGAUGUGAGGAGAGUCACAAAACUGGACAUGAAACUCAACGACGCACUUCCAAACAUAUCUGUGGAUCCAGAGACGUACAGGGUGACUGCAGAGGACGAUGAAGAUACACUGCUGCUUGCAUGCCCACCUGCUACAACCCUCCCUCUUUCUCGGAAUUACUUCCUCUUCUAAGGCAGGCAACAGGGGAAACCUUCACAUGAAGAUUGAGAGGUGCAAACAUCCCAUUUUUUUUCAAGUACAAGAAAUAUCGUUUACUUCAAAGGACAGCAGAGGAUUAAAAAGUGACACCGCAAAGUGACACCGGAUCAAAAGGUGAUCAAGGUCAGCUCCACACCUCUACUGUUCAAAGCAUCAAUGGUGAACAAGAUUCAUCUAAGAACUAUCUGAAUGUAAACGUUAAUCUUUGGUACAACAAAGAAUCGCCGAAGUCGAUUAUCAAUGUGUAACUCUAUUUUAACACCAAAAUUUACAACAAUGAACAUCGUAUUUUGCG